ACAAUGAUACAGAUACUAGCACUUUUCCGUUUGGAUGUUUUCUGUUUUCAGCGCAUUUUUAAUUUCUGUAUUAGUUUCUCAGGGAUUUUGGGUCUGGUUUAUGUAUCUGGGUAUUCGCGUUAUGCAUCAUAGUUCAUUGUGUAGGUUGUGAAAGGAUGACGGAAAGCGUUCCACCUUUGAAGAAACCUUUCACAGACUUCGUGCUAUCUGUCGUCGAUCCCACAGGCACCACCAUCGUGCAGAUUCUGCCGCUGGAAAGUUACACAUCUCUGUCUGUGCAGUGUUUCUCCGUUUUGGAUAUUGUGCAUCUUCUGGAGCAAACCAGAUGGGAUCUGGAUUGCAAAUGGCAAUCUGCCGGGUAUAUUCACCGCGUAAUCAGCGAUCUUCAUCAUCGGCAGCUCUUUACGUUUUUGCAUCUGGUAUAUCUCGCCAAGCUGCGAUUACUGGUAAUCCUCGGAAAAGAACCACCACUGUGGAGUUCUCCGUCCAAGCGACACCUGUCUCACUAUGAAAUGCCCGAGGAAAAGCGUGCUAAGCAUGAAGCAGAGCCGGCGACAGAAACGCAAUCUAGGGAUGCAACAAAAGAACUUUUGAACAACACUCUGCGCUCAAGGAAAUCUGUUUAUGGUACACCUGUUGAGUCAUCAUCUCAGCACGCAGUACAAGAGAAUUCUGUAGACGAAAGUAUAUCGGAGCGUGAAAAAACCACCAUCGUCGCGGUCAUUCCGGGAAAUUCUCGGACGGCAGGAGUUAGCGGUUCCUUUCGUAAAUCAGUGCGAGAAGAGUUAACCACGGUUAAAAACAGAAUGGAAGCCAUGGGUUUUCUUGUGGAAGACGGCUGGCUGCUGGCGAUUACGGACGCGGAAGACGUGGCGUAUUAUGUCGAGAAAUCCAUCACGCUGAGCAAUCUCAUGGAAGCCACGCAGAUAGACGGGACGCGGGAUACGACAUUUAGUGCGAUUUUCGGGACACAGCGCGGCGUCAACGUGCGCACUGUUGCUCGGAAAGAUGAACGAAAAACUAUGAAGAAACAGUAUUCGGAAAGGAAGCUAUCGUCCGAAAGAACUGGAUUGCAAGAAGCUGGAUUUGAUCCUUCGGUUCCAGAGAGGGCUACCGUUCAUAAAGGAGAAUCUGAGAUGGAUGUUGAUGGCAAAUACUGUGAUAUGCUGGACAUGAUAGAAUAAACUGCAUUGGUGAACUUGAGUCGCGCUUUGUCAGCCAUGUAAGCGUUAAUCUACCAGGGUCUUCCUGUCAGAAAUUGUGAUUAAGCUGAAAACGUGGGUUUGUUGCAUUCAGUAAUGUCACUAAUGACCGUUAUUAGUACAUUCCCUCUUUAAUAAUUGCUAAUUGUAUUGCGGCACGAUAUUGGUGAUGAACUUCGUGAGCUGCUCAUCGGGGCUUGAGAUUAUUGGCCACAAUACCUUUAUAUACUACUUGUAUGAAAAUCCGCUCGGUAUGAAGAUGUUGGGAAAUUAAUCUAUUGUCUGGGAUCUGUUUAUUUUUCAAAGAGAUUACAGAUGUUGGUGCGGCAGGUGAUUGCUGCGCAUCACUGGGCAUUAUAUACUCGCUAUAGGCCUGAAUUACCUUUAACUGGCCCAAGUGAAACCUCCCACCCAGCUUUUAGUAAGCUCUAGUAAUUGCUCCGUUUUUAUUUUGUGCGUUUUUGGCAUUCAUAACAUCUGUAAUUUGUUGUUGUUGUUUCGCGGCUUGAAGUAGUAAUUUGCAUUUAAUUUAUUUUUAGCAAAGUUACAUUAUGAAAAGUGUACAUCGUCGCUUUGUAACAAUAAUACUCACCACCUGGUCAAAGGUGAUAUGCGUAAAGUUUAACUUCCGGUAACGUUUCUGUUUA
Messenger RNA from Paramacrobiotus metropolitanus, 1849 nucleotides. RefSeq lists its product as uncharacterized. The record is from RefSeq and is a predicted model, not a curated record. The transcript has 2 exons. Bases 156 to 1184 code for a protein of 342 amino acids. Lineage: Eukaryota; Metazoa; Tardigrada; Eutardigrada; Parachela; Macrobiotidae.